Messenger RNA from Pseudogymnoascus destructans, 531 nucleotides. RefSeq lists its product as uncharacterized. The record is from RefSeq and is a predicted model, not a curated record. The coding region runs from base 1 to 531 and encodes 176 amino acids. The transcript has a single exon. NCBI's taxonomy places the organism in Eukaryota, Fungi, Ascomycota, Leotiomycetes, Thelebolales, Thelebolaceae.
AUGAUUCCGCGCCCAACAUGGAAUGGAACCGUACCACCAGUAUCACUGUUUGAAAACAUCAAACACCUCGAUAUUGAUUUGUGUCUGUGGGACGUGGAUCCGUAUGGCCAUAUACCAACUCCCCGAUAUCGACUCUCGAACCUUGGAGAGGCUAGAAACCUCGAGUCGCUGACAUGGAAGACCCAUCUCCAUGCUAUAAAUGAGGCAGGGGACCUAGGCAGGCCCCUGACAGAGCUCCAGGCGGUUGAGCGGCCUCGUCCGUUUACACUUCGCCCUGAGCUUUUUCCUAAACUUCGCUACCUUGAGCUCCAUUUCUUGUGCGUCUCCAACCAUCGGCUCGCAAAGUGUUUAACUACUCUGCAAUCUUCCCUCCAGUCCCUCAUCCUGAGACGGUGUGUUUUAAACCUUCUCUUGCGGAGGUAUUCGUGCAACUCCGGAGGGAAAAGGUCGUGCCGCCUGCGGCUAUAUUUGAGCAUAGCCGAGAUCAAGCAGUCGUCAACCAGAUCCGGAGAAGCCAAUCUUUUUGACUGA